AUGAUCACUGCAGUUGCGGCCAUACUUCAGGACCAGAUUUUUGUCGAUACGGAGAAGCGUCUCGUCGAGGAACGGCCAGAAUGGAGAGUUUUCGAUGAAGCAGCAUACUGUGACAGCAACGCCAGCGAGACGGCGUUGAGGACCUCUGUUGCCCAGCAUCAGGGCGAACCAUGCCCGACUGUUGAGGAGAUUCGAGACUUCAUAGGCGUGCUGUACGACGCAGCGGAAUACUCGCCAGAAUGCAAUGUCCUCGCCCUCCUGUUCAUAAACCGCCUGAUAGCUUUCUCCGGAAUACCCCUUCGCGCAUCCAACUGGAGGCCUCUCGUAUUUACAGCUCUGAUAGUCGCUCAGAAAGUGUGGGACGACCAGGUGCUGACGAACGCGUCAUUCGCGUGUCUGUAUCCGUUUUUUACCGUUGAAGAAGUGAACAAAAUGGAGGCAGCGUUCCUUUCAUUGCUUCAUUUCGAGGUCGUCGUCAAACCGUCAACAUACGCGAAGUAUUACUUUGAGCUACGCUCAAUGCUACAGGAUCCCUCCUCCCAGGAACCGGCUUUACCUCCGAUAUCAGCUUCUGUUAAACAGCAACUUGAAGCAAAGUCUGCCCGUUUUCAGCGAGCAGCAUGUAGCAAGUUCACAGAUUGGAAGGCUGAGACUAUGUCCUAA
Neospora caninum is the source of this 663-nucleotide messenger RNA. Its product is annotated as putative cyclin, N-terminal domain-containing protein. Gene Ontology annotation, biological process: regulation of cyclin-dependent protein serine/threonine kinase activity. The record is from RefSeq and is a predicted model, not a curated record. NCBI's taxonomy places the organism in Eukaryota, Apicomplexa, Conoidasida, Eucoccidiorida, Sarcocystidae. The transcript has 4 exons. Gene Ontology annotation, molecular function: protein kinase binding. Gene Ontology annotation, cellular component: plasma membrane. The coding region runs from base 1 to 663 and encodes 220 amino acids.